This is a messenger RNA of Effrenium voratum, 964 nucleotides long. NCBI's taxonomy places the organism in Eukaryota, Dinophyceae, Suessiales, Symbiodiniaceae. The record is from the annotation of a GenBank genome assembly.
AUGAGCCAGACGCCGCGCCUGACAGGCUGCCAGCUCAAAGCCAUGCCGAAGCGUGCGCAGCCGGCGCCAAAAUCCAAGUCGAGAGCUGCGAAGGCUAAGACCAAGCCUUCCAAGGACGAAGCGCCGCUGAGUUUCGACACUGUUCCGACUGCCGAGAGUUUCGAGAAGCUGUUCGGCAAGCCAGAGCUGAGUGUGCCCAAAGAGGAUGUGGACCAGGACGCCCAGGACCCAUUCCAGCCGGACGAUGCAGCCAGCAGUUCCCGACCAGCUCUUGCUGAGCUGCCCACGCGCUUGCCGGACCUUGCUGAGAGUACCCCAGCGCCAGCUGAUAAGGAGGAGGCCUUUGGAGCCGCCCCGGACGCUUCCUUGCCGGCUGAUCCGGCCCUUGCUGAGACUGCCCCAGCACCAGCUUAUCAGGAGAUUGCGGCCUUUGGAGCCGCGCUGGACACCUCCUUGCCGGCUGAUCCGGCCCUUGCUGAGACACCAGCUGAUCAGGAGAUCGCUGCCUUUGGAGCCGCGCUGGACGCUUCCUUGCCGGCUGAUCCGGCCCUUGCUGAGACUAUCCCAGCACCAGCUGAUGAGGAGAUUGCGGCUUUUGGAGCCGCGAUGGACACCUCCUUGCCGGCUGAUCCGGCCCUUGCUGAGACACCAGCCGAUCAGGAGAUCGCUGCCUUUGGAGCCGCGCUGGACGCUUCCUUGCCGGCUGAUCCGGCCCUUGCUGAGACUAUCCCAGCACCAGCUGAUCAGGAGACUGCGGCCUUUGGAGCGGCGCUGGACGCCGCCUUGCCAGCUGAUGACCCAGCCGAGACUGUACCAGCGCCAGCUGAUCAGAAGAUUGGGGCCCCUGGGGCCGCGUGCACCUUGCUGGACACCAACGUCAACACGGCGCCGGUCACGCCACCAACGGAGGGCCGCCCGAGGUCUACUGCUGGGUCGCCCGCGGUCGCUGCAGCGUCCGGCGCAG